UAAACCGAGAGCUGAAAAACGAAGAAGAAGUAUAAGAAUAAUUGAUUUUGGUGGAAUAUUUUUGCAUUUGAACGGAAAAAUAGCUAGAAAUAACUAUGAGUAAGUAUUCAAGUGAUUCAAAUUCUCGUGACAGAACUAGAAGUUAUAGUCGUUAUUAUAACCAAAGGCACAGGUCUUCAAGUUCUUCAUCCGCUGAAAAAUCAAGACAUUCCAAAUAUCGUCAUUCAAGAAAAGCUGAAUCUAAGCGUCAUAAGAAAUCAAAACGUAAACACAGGUCUAAUAGUUCAUCAGAUCGUUCAACAUCUAGACACAAACAUUCUAGCCGUUCUCAUCACAAAGAUGAAAGUCGCUCAAAAAAAAAACACCGCAGAAGAAGUUCAUCUACCAGUAGUGACUCAGAUCAUUCAAGUAUAUCAAAUAAAGAUAAUUAUUCAAAAAGUUCCAAAGCAUCUCAUAAUGAAAAAAGUAAAAAUGAACAACCUAAUCUAGUGUUUAACUCCGAAUGUGAAAAAUCGGUAGUAAAAUCUGAAGCUGUUACAUCUAAAGACGAAAAUAUAAAUUGGCUUGAAAAAAAUGUUUAUGAUGUUAUGAGAAGAGAAAAUGAAAUUGAACAAAUCAAUCAAGAAGGAUUUGUGUUCAAAGUAUUUAAACCAUCAAGUGAACUGAAAGAAAAGUGUAUUGAACAUUUGAACAUCAGUUAUGAUGUACCAAAAUUUAAUGAUGAUAUAGUUAAUAAUUUGAUAGUUGAAGAUUCAGCAUUUUUGAUAUCAAAUCGACAUAGAUUAUUGAAUGCCAAGUACAAGUUACUUACAAAAAAGGAACGGUGUGAUAUCUGGGCAAGAUAUUUAUUUGAUUCUUACAAACAGUCGGAGCAAAAUAAUGAAUAGUUCUAUUAUUGUAAUUAGGAGAAAUUUAUUCACGCACAAUAUAAAUCAGUUACUUUGGUUCAAUGUGCCAAAAAGUUGACUAGAAAUUUUAAACUAUAAUUAAAUUGAUUAAUUUAAUUUUUAAGAACGAAUGAAAUUAAA
Molecule: messenger RNA, 1028 nt
Organism: Sipha flava (yellow sugarcane aphid)
Lineage: Eukaryota; Metazoa; Arthropoda; Insecta; Hemiptera; Aphididae
Product: peptidyl-prolyl cis-trans isomerase G-like
Exons: 6
Coding region: 96-887 (263 amino acids)
Source: RefSeq, a predicted model, not a curated record